AUGCGUCUACAAAACGCCGCGGAUGCCCUCCGCUGCAAGACCUUCCCCAUGUUUCUCAAGGGUAAGGCGCGGCUCUGGUUUCAGGGUCUAGCACCGGGAUCCAUUCAGAGUUUCACCGAGCUGGCCAGACAGUUCGCCGCCCAAUUUGUCUCCUCGAAGACUUACUCGAAAAACGCGGCCCACCUGAUGGCCGUUAAGCAGAAGCCGGGUGAGUCCCUGAAGAACUUCAUGACGCGCUUCAACACGGAGAGUCUACAGAUCAGGGACAAGAAUGAAAAAGUGGUCAUGGCCGCCUUCAUGAAUGGGUUGAGGGUAGAGGAUCUCUACUACAAGCUUGUCGAACAGCCUCCCAAGAACCUGAGAGAGCUCUUGACCCGGGCUCACGCCGCCGCCAAUGCAGAAGAGGCCGGCCGCCUAAAACGAGAGUCGGAUCGGGAUUUCGGAGAUCGAAAGGGACGGGGGAACCCCCCUGAGAGCAAGGACGGCCCGGCCAAGAAGAAUGUCUUUGAUCGGCUCUCGAAGGAGAAAGCCCCUGCUCUGCCACCACUACCGGAGAAGGGCUACACACCCCUGACACGGCCAAGGGCCCAGGUCCUGGCUGUCAUGGAGGCAGAGGGCCUGGGGGACCGGCCACCCAAGAUGGGGACGCCUCGGAAUAAGAGGAAUCAGGACAGGUACUGUGCCUUCCACAGGGAUGUCGGGCACGACACCGAGGGGUGCUGGGCCCUAAAGAGGGAGAUCGAGGACCUCGUUCAGCGUGGCUUCCUGGGUCGAUUUGUGCGGCCAGGUCGCCCCGCCCAGGAGCCAGGACGCGCUUACCGUGGAGAAAGAGGCGAGGGCCAACACCGUGACCGACUUGAUCGGCGGGGAGCACCCCGGGGUUAUUCACCCGACCAGGACGCCCAGAACUUGGCCGGAGUGAUAAACACCAUCGCCGGAGGUCCCACGGGGAGGGACAGUCAUGCAGCUCGGAAGAACAAGCGACCACCCCCCGAGGGGGACGACUCCUUGAAGUGCUUGCGCAUGGACGAGGAAAUUACCUUCGGACCAAGGGACGCGGUCCCCCUAGCUUCAAGGAACCACGAGGCCAUCGUGAUAGACAUUGUCACCAACAACUACCGGGUGAAGAAGGUGUAUGUCGAUUAG
Molecule: messenger RNA, 1146 nt
Organism: Coffea eugenioides
Lineage: Eukaryota; Viridiplantae; Streptophyta; Magnoliopsida; Gentianales; Rubiaceae
Exons: 1
Coding region: 1-1146 (381 amino acids)
Source: RefSeq, a predicted model, not a curated record